Messenger RNA from Histoplasma mississippiense, 2211 nucleotides. RefSeq lists its product with no specific name. Gene Ontology annotation, biological process: cell differentiation; regulation of transcription by RNA polymerase II. Gene Ontology annotation, molecular function: RNA polymerase II cis-regulatory region sequence-specific DNA binding; DNA-binding transcription factor activity, RNA polymerase II-specific. The transcript has 2 exons. The coding region runs from base 1 to 2211 and encodes 736 amino acids. The record is from RefSeq and is a predicted model, not a curated record. NCBI's taxonomy places the organism in Eukaryota, Fungi, Ascomycota, Eurotiomycetes, Onygenales, Ajellomycetaceae.
AUGACUUCGACUACAGAGUCCGUGGCCACGUCGAUCACGGCCACAGCCAUGACAGCACACAAUGGAACUACCAACGAUAUCAAUUCAACGAGUGGCGUGACUCCAGACAAUACCACUUCCGCAAUAUCAACUCCCUCCCCAUCUUCCACCAGUGCCUCCGCAGUAUCGGGAUCCUCUGCAACCCAGAACCGCGCAUCAAUCCGUCGCCCGCCGCGAAAAAGUACCUUGACGCAGCAACAGAAGAACCAGAAACGCCAGCGCGCAACGCAGGAUCAACUGGUUACCCUUGAAACGGAGUUCAAUAAGAAUCCAACUCCGACAGCUGCUGUGCGCGAGAGGAUUGCUGAGGAGAUCAAUAUGACUGAGCGGUCGGUUCAGAUUUGGUUUCAAAAUCGACGUGCUAAGAUCAAAAUGAUUGCCAAAAAAGGCAUCGAAACUGGUGAAGACUGUGAUGCCAUUCCCGAAUCGAUGCGCCAAUAUCUUGCCCUCCAUUUUGAUACUUCAAAGUCUCACGCACGCAACUUAUUCAAUAGAUACCCCGGCUAUGGACCCAACGCGAUGCAUGAGCCUCCUAUCUCGUCUGGCAAAAUCGUUAUCCACCACUUCGCAUGUCGUUCCCUCAGAAUUGGUACCUGGCGUCGUGUAGGCCAAAAUGCCAUGGAUCUAGUGAUCUUCUAUUCGCCUGAGAAGUCUUGCAUGACAUACUAUAUAAAUAACGAUUCUGCUGGGUAUAAGAUCGAAUACCCAUUCUCUUACAUCAAGAAUAUUGUCUUGGAAUCUGGCGACCCAGGGCCGAAUGCUGAUGGCACUCCACCGAAGCCUGGAGGACUGGUUAUCGAACUCAAUCGUCCUCCAAAUUUCUAUAUGGACUCAUCAAACUCGGGCGGAUUUUACCAAUGCAGGGAUUUCACUGAGGAUCAACAGGCUACCAAGUCAAUGAUUCAUUAUCUAGGCGGUCACCCGAAAGUUCUCAGUGUUCAAUUAGCGAAACUGGUAUCGCUUGAGUCAUUCCAAAAUCGUCUGAUGCAGUAUGAUUUCAGCGGAUUCGCUGUGUCAGCUCCUGUUUCUCCGCACAUCGUUCACAGACCGGCCUCGCAACCGAACCAUCUAGCUAGGCCAAAUUCAUCCAUGUAUCAGGAGAAUAAUAACCAAUUCGGAAUGAACUUACAUCCUGGUCGGGGCCAUAAACGGCAACGAAGCCGGUCUGUUCCCGUGCCAGUUGACUUUGCUGCCAUGGGCUACCAUGUGCCGUCAUUCCAUAUCCAACAAUCCCAUCCCCCAGCACAGCAGUUCAACCCAGAUCCUAACAUCUUCGCACCCAUCCCGCAGAGCCGCAUGCCCCAUAUUCCGCCUGUCAGUGAUGACAUGCGGAUAGAUGCCCCACCCGGCUAUGCCAUGGACUUCCAACCCUAUCCCAUGUCUGCAACGACAACGACGAACACUGCGACAACAGCUGCGACCUCCUCGGAAUUCGCCAAUCCGCCUUUCUUCGCUACAGCUGCACCAGCAGACCAGAAGCCGAUUCAGAUGCAAACUCACCAGCAACAGCCUAACACUUCCACCCAGCUAUUAGGAUCACCAUACAGCCUUCCCUUCCUCUCACCGUCUCCAAUGGUUGAUGCCCCAAAUAUGAUACCUCAACAGCAACAACACUCUCCCUCACCAUUAUCGCAUGUCAGCCACGUCGCUACCGAACCAAUGAUCGCGGACCAAUCUCCACCCUCCGUGACGAAAUUGCAACUGAAUCACUCCCCUACGCCUUCUGCGGAUGACUUGUUCUCUCUCUCCCUUGCUGACCAUGACGCCAAACAAGGCAACGACGAACAUAUGGCCGGUAUGCCUGGUCUUGGUCCUGUUUGUGUUGUAGGUGAAGACGGCAGCGAUGAUGCUGCGGGUAUGUUAUUGAGCGAGAUGUACUCGAAGCAAGAUCUUAAUCAAAAUAACGAUCAUAAUAAUCAGGACAUGUCCAUGUCCAUGCCGAUGUCUAUGCCUAUAACUAUGCACCAUGACCACUCGCCGCCGAUGGAGAUGGAUGACGAUAGUUUCGUGCUUGCGUUGCAAGGGUUUGGGGCUGACCAUGAUCACCGACAACAGCAGCAACAUGGCCUUGGUCACUCACCACCAAAUGAGAGUGUUGGCGAUUACCAUGGUAUGCUCCCGUUUGACACUGUGGAUCCGAGCUCCCUUGCUGUGACAGCUGCGGAGGCUUGA